GGUCUAUGGAAUGGGCUCUGGUUACAACUGCUGGUACCACUGUUGCAGACAAACCCUGACAUCAGCACUUUGCAAGACAUUUUGCUUGGAGAAAAGGGGCACACCUUUUAUUUGCAAUCUCAAAUUUCCUAACCAAUCAUUUUAACUUUGAACAUUAUUCUAAGUCCUCCCCCGGCUUCAAAAGUGCAACCUUGUGGCUACCUGUUGCGGCAGAAACUUCUGCAACACAAAAGCUGCGGAGGUAGUGCUGAAACCUUUGCAAGCUAUCGGAAACCUCCAUCCCUGCGGAUAAAAGGGUUAUCAACAGAACCAGAGGCGUUACAACUAUGUGCUAAACGAAAAGCACAUUGCAGUGCAGUGGAUGUAACUCCAGACAUCAAGUCCUCGACCUUCUGUGAAGCACAAUGAAAGACGACUUUGCUGAUGACGAGGAGGUCCAUUCCUUUGGCUACAAGAGGUUUGGAAUCCAAGAGGGUACAGAGUGCACCAAGUGUAAGAAUCACUGGGCGUUGAGAGCAGCUAUAGCCCUGCUCUACGUGCUGUGUGCCCUGCUCACCAUAGCGGUGGCCGUGCUCGGAUACAAAGUGGUGCAGAGGAUGGAUGACGUUACGCUACAAAACUCUGCAGAGCACCACAUCAACGAGAAAUCGGCAAACGCCACCAGUGCCAUCCAGACCUUCCAGUCCAACCUCCAGACCCUACAGAGCCAGCUGCACGACAUCGCCCAGCGGGCCGGCGCCAACCAGGCCCUGCUGGACGAGCUCCAGGAGACAGGCGAGGUCACGCAGAGGGGCCACGUGUCCCUGCAGGGCGACGUCGACGGCAACGCGGCGUCCCUGCUCCGGGUCAACCAGACGCUGACCUCCCACAGAGACACCAUCGAGGACCUGCAGAAGGACACGGCCAGGCUGCAGUCGGCGCUCCAGGGCCAGGCCAGGGACCAGGGCGAGGCGGCGGUGGGCGUCAACGCCCUGAACAUCACCCAGGCCCAGCAGCGCGGCCUGCUCAGCAACCUGCAGAAGACGGUGGAGGCCACGGGGCGGGCCGUGCAGAAGCUGAAGAACGACUACCAGGGCCUGCAGCAGACGGCCCGGCAGACGCAGGCCGACGCCGUCUUGCUGAAGGAGAAGGUCCAGAACCUCCACGUGGUGGCGGCCAACAACUCGGCGCAGGCCCGCUCCGACGGAGAGGCCUUGGAGGACAUGGGCUCCCAGCUGGGCUCGCUGGCGCUGCAGAUCCAGAACACGUCGUCGGUGACGGAGGGGCACGACCAGAGCCUCCGGGAGCUGAUGGACCGCCAGCGGGACCAUGACCACGACAAAUCGGCGCAGUUCGACCGCUUGGAGGUGCGGCUGGACCGGCAGGAGAGCGGCAUGAACCGCGUGAUCGGGAACGUGAGCUUCGCCUCGCAGCUCCUGGGCGCCAUCAGCACCGACCUCAAUGGCCUGCGGACCUGCGCGGAGACGGUGGCCCACCACGCGGAUCUGCUGCUGGCCCUGAACGGGAGCGUGAGCGAGGCCAAGGCGUACAGCGUGGGGCUGCGGACCCAGCAGGACGAGCUGGCCGGCCGGCUGGAUCGAGAGGUCAGCAACCUGACGAUGGUGAUGGCGGAAAUGAAGCUGGUGGACAGCCAGCACUCAAACCUCAUCACCAAUUUCACCAUCCUGCAAGGACCCCCAGGUCCGAAAGGCCCCAGAGGUGACAGGGGGCCCCAGGGCCCGGUGGGCACGUCGGGACAGAAGGGUGAGAGAGGGGACAAAGGCAUGACGGGCGGGCGGGGACCUGAAGGACAAAAGGGUUCUGCAGGACUAUCCGGGGUGCCGGGUUCUAAGGGAGCGACCGGGGACCGGGGCGUCCCCGGAGCCAAAGGGUCCCGGGGAUUGUCAGGUCGGCCAGGCCCUGCGGGGGAGAAGGGGGAGUCCGGCACUCCGGGGGCUAACGGCUGGGAAGGACAGAAGGGGACGGCGGGAUUACAAGGGCCUCAGGGGCCGCGAGGACCUCUCGGGGCUCCGGGGUCGGAGGGACCGCGCGGGCACCCUGGUCUGCCGGGGCCACCGGGGCGUCCGGCGGAUCCCCCUGUGCAACGCCAACCCCCGCCCCAUGUACCCCCACACACUCCCCAGCAGGACAAACCCCCUCCACCCUCCAAGCCAGUCCCAGUACCAGAGACCCCCAUGGUGUCCCCCCACGUGCAGCCCCCCGCUGGCCCCACCCCACUACCUGGCUGCCCUCUUGAAUGGAUUUCCUUUGAGGACAGCUGCUACUACUUCUCCUCUGGGGCUCAGAAGUUAAAUUUUACAGAAACCAAGAUAUUCUGUACCAACAUGUCAUCCUCUAUGGUCAUGAUCAAAAGCAACGAGGAGCAGGAAUGGAUAAAAAAGCAGAUUGCCAGAAAGGGCUUCUUCUGGCUGGGCUUGACAGACAUGGAGACGGAGAACGUGUGGAAGUGGGUCGAUGGGACCCUACCCGUUUUCACGAAGUGGAAACCUGGCCAGCCUGACAACUGGGAUCAGGGCUACUCAAAGGGAGAGGACUGCGCAGGGCUCAUCCAAGCGGCCUACUGGAACGACUUCUUCUGCAGGGAACGCAUCAGCUUCAUCUGUGAACAGCCUUCCAGCUGGGGGUUGCCUGUCUUAUAGCAUCGUUCUGUCUUUGGGAAAAGCUGAAGAGGAGGACAAGCAGGGAUGGUGAAGGACUGCAAGAGAUCUUUUCGAUUAUUAGAGGACGCUGAUAAAGUACCCGUCAGCCUGUUCCAGCGUCACGAGGACUGGGACAGGGCUGUAUGUCACUGUUUGGAAGACAAUUUGCUCUGUAAAGUCAAAGUGCAGAAAUCCACUUUUACUGAUACAAUAUUUGUACUAAAGAUUAAAUGAGAAUGUAGUCCUUUGAUUCUGUGGUGCUUAAUCAAAUACGGUGAAGCCACUGUUGUAUAGUUGAUUGUGUAAAUAAUACUUAACUAAAAGGUGCGGUGUCAUCAAUGGAAUAUCAUAUUUUAACUUGUUAAAGUUUUACUUGUUUACUUUAUUCUCUGUAUUUUGUUGAUUACACCUAUUUUGUUAAUAAAGCAUCACUAUUUUUGUAAUGGUUCAGAUAUAGUCCGCAUAUUGAUGUGUUCAAAAUAAACAAGAAUGAAAAAUA
Molecule: messenger RNA, 3138 nt
Organism: Gadus morhua (Atlantic cod)
Lineage: Eukaryota; Metazoa; Chordata; Actinopteri; Gadiformes; Gadidae
Gene: colec12
Product: collectin sub-family member 12
Exons: 10
Coding region: 405-2639 (744 amino acids)
Source: RefSeq, a predicted model, not a curated record